UGGUUUUGUAAAACUCGUGAUGAAGAGCAGAAAUUACUGGCUAAAAUGACAAAUUUAGUGCAAGAAACAUUUUCGUGCAUACGAACUGUUAUCGCUUUUGCCGCUCAAAAACAAACAAUUAAUAAAUAUGAACGAUUAACAAUGGAAUUAAAUCGUAUGACUGAACAACGCCUUACUGCUUCAUCAAUUUAUGAUGCUCUCGCGCAGGUUUUGCUAACUGAAUUUAUUUUUACCGCAGCUUUGUGUUAUGGAAUUUGGCGAGUUGGAGAUAACAAUCCAGGCCGUCUUGCUGCAUUAGCAAUUAACAUGCUAUAUAUGUGUGUUACUUCAAUUAGCAUUGGCUUCCACAUGACUGGAGUUUCAACUGCUCGUAAAAAUGCUAAUGAAAUGAAUGCAAUUUUAAAUGAAACUCCAAAUAUCGAAUGUUACGUGAACAAACAUAUGGAAAGUAUGUUAGCUCCACGUGGCCAUGGAGCCAUCGAAUUUAAAGAAAUAAACUUUGCAUAUCCAAGCAGACCUGAUAUUGAGGUAUUAAAAGGCGUAUCGUUCACGGUAUCAGCAGGUGAACAUGUGGCAAUUGUAGGUCCAAGUGGAUCUGGUAAGAGUACGCUUACAGCUUUGAUGCUACGUUUUUACGAUCCAAUCAGUGGAACUAUUACAUUAGAUGGAGUUGAUUUGAAACGACUUAAUCUUGAUAAUUUACGAGCUCAACUUGGUUUAGUUAGUCAAGAACCAGUACUUUUUGAUGGAACAAUCAGUGAUAAUAUUCGAUACGGACGUUUAGAUGCAACGCAAGCAGACAUUAACGAUGCAGCUAGAAAAGCUGAGGCUUGGCAGUUUAUUUGUGCACUGCCUGAAGGCAUGAAAACUCGAGUUGGUGACAGAGGCUUGCAGCUAUCUGGGGGUCAGAAGCAACGUGUUGCAAUCGCACGUGCAGUGAUACGCAAUCCAUCCGUGAUGAUAUUUGAUGAAGCCACGUCUGCUUUAGAUACAAAACAUGAGGUUGAAGUACAGAAGGCUAUUGAUGCAGCUAGCCAAGGUGUUACUACUGUCACAAUUGCACAUCGAUUGAGUACGGUACGGAAUGCAGAUCGUAUAAUUGUUUUGGAAAGUGGACAAAUUGUAGAAGAAGGUAGUCCAGAAGAACUACUGGCAAAUAGAGAUGGUAAAUUCCAUCGAAUGUACAACGAUCAAAAAUUUGAUUCUUUGGCAGUGAAGAAAUUAGCAAUUAAUCCUCGAGAACGAUCUAAAUUAUCCUUAGCUACGCACUUUUCAAUGUCCCCAGCUGAUUUUAUAGAUGCGGAAACUUAUCGCCGUGCUUGGGCUCGAUCAUCACUAGGAGCUCAUAAACGUCUUGGCAAGUCAUAUUCAGUUCUUAGUACUGAUAGAGAAAAAUUAGCACUCCCUGUGAUGUCAAAGAAGAGGUCACGUAUGGAUUUAGCUUUCAAAACAAAUAUUAUGGAAGUUGCAAUGAAUGAUAAAAAUUACGAUGAUGAAACUUUACUUACUGGAAAAACAAAUUACAAUGCCAUUUGGAAUCUGAUUAAAAGUUACAAGAAAGGUUAUUCUCACUUGAGCAUUGCGAUUCCUGUCACUAUCCUUCGAGGAUUCUUUUUUCUUCUUGUCUGCUUCGAAGUGUCAUCUGUGCUUGAAAUAACAAUUACUUCAAAAGAAGAAAUGGCACAACGUGUAUUCAUUACUGCAGCUGUUUUUACCGCUUUAAUUAUUAUUAAAACUAUGUUUGAAGCAGUUGGACGAUUAUUUAUUGCCUUAUAUGGGUAUGGAUUUUGUGGAUAUAUGCGAAGCGAAAUGUUCCGAAGGAUUUUAAGGCAUGGUGCAGCCUAUUUUGAUGAAGAACGAAAUACACCUGGGCGAUUAGUCCAUAAACUUAUGUCUGAUACGACAACUUUAAAUAGAAUUCUUGGCGAUAAGUUGGAUUUGCUUCUUCCAGCAGUAAUAUGUUCAGUUGUUUCAGUAACAGUUGCAUUGAUAAUUAAUUGGAAAUUAGCACUUCUUUGUGGUUUUCAAUUUCCAGCUUUUUUUUUAUUUCGUUUAGUAGAAUUACGUGAAACAAACAAGCGUCAACGUCAAAUGGCUGAGCAAGAGAAAAAAGCUGCUAAUCUUGCAACUGUAGUCUUAUCAAACAUGAGCACAAUUAAAGCUUACACUUUACAAGAACAUUUCAACAAUAUUUUCUACGAAACGCUAAAACCACUUCAAAAAACGAUGAAAAGACAGUCUUGUAUCAGUUCGUUUGUAUUUGCUUGUCAAUUUUCUUUUACGUAUAUUUUAAUUGCGAUAACGUUACAUUUUGGAAAAGUUAUGAUGUUAAGCAAUGAAAUUACACCUUUUAAUUAUUUACGGGUUGUAUUACUAACUCAGUUCGGUGCUAACUUUAUCAGUCAACUAAUUGCAUCAGUAAGUGAUAUCUCGAAGGCUCGAAUAGCUUCCGGAAAUAUUCUAAAUGUGAUCAAGGAAACAGCUGUUGAUAUGAACAAUCUUAGUGGAGAAGGCUUAAGACCAAAAACUGUGGGUCGAUUAUUGUUGAAAAACGUUGAAUUCCGUUAUCCAUCUCGUCCAUUAUAUCCCGUGUUGCGCAAUAUUACUUUAAAGGUCCGGCCAGGAGAUUCAAUAGCCAUCGUAGGUCCUUCAGGUUCAGGAAAAAGUUCCAUUCUUGCGCUGUUUCAACGUAUGUAUAGUACCACAAAAGGAGAAGUAUUGAUUGAUAAUUACAACGUGAACCAAAUCAAUCCUGCUUACUUGAGACGUGUUAUUGUUUCGGUUGGACAAGAACCAGUACUUUUUUCAUUUACUAUACGUGAAAAUAUUGGAUAUGGCUUACCGGAUGAUGAAGCAACCGAAGAAAAAAUAAUAGAAGCUGCUAAAAUUGCUAAUAUUCAUGAUUUCAUCUUAUCUUUACCACAAGGUUAUAAUACUGAAGUUGGCGAAUUUGGAGCACAACUUUCUGGUGGACAAAAACAACGAAUUGCAAUUGCUCGAGCAAUAAUACGAGAACCACGAGUAUUACUACUUGAUGAAGCAACUGCUGCUCUGGACACAGCUAGCGAAAAAGUUUAUUCAAAUUUUGCAGUACAAAGCGCUCUCGAAUCAGUUAGCAAGAACUGUACUUGUAUUUACGUAGCACAUCGUUUGUCCUCUAUAAGAUCAGUGAACAGUAUUUAUGUAUUGGUUGACGGUGAAAUAGCCGAACAAGGUACACAUCAAGAGUUAAUGGAAGAAAAAGGUUUGUACUACGAAAUGAAUCAAUCAGAAAUAUAA
This is a messenger RNA of Thelazia callipaeda (thelaziosis nematode), 3279 nucleotides long. Lineage: Eukaryota; Metazoa; Nematoda; Chromadorea; Rhabditida; Thelaziidae. The record is from the annotation of a GenBank genome assembly.